CAUCGUACCCUCUUUACUCAGGUUACUAUGUCUCAGUCUCACUUCUUUUUUUGUUUUACUCGAGUUUUCUUGAGUAUUAAUCAGCGAAAAAACGUAUUUUGAAUAUUUUAUGUUUUGUGUUUCUUCUCUAACUAGUGACUACUUCUAGAUUUCAAAGAACUUAUAAACAAAUUAUUAUAUUAUUUUCUUUUUUCUUUCCAAUUUUGUAUUUCUUCCUUCUUAACAAUAGCUUUAAGCUAGGCUUCUUUUUCUCUUUAUAACGUCAAAACUGAUUAGUUUGUUAGGAAAUUGCAGAGGCAAAUUAAAGUAAUGAUAGUGUAAACCAUGAAUUUGUCAAAAUCCAGAAAUUUUUUCUAAUGAUUUCCUCUUGUUAAGUAUGUAAAAAUAAUAAUUAUGUCAAAGACUCAAAAGAAGACAAAGAUCUGAAAAAGUAUUUCCUGAAUCAUGGAACCUGAGAAAUAAUAUUCAACAAAAAAAGUAAUUAAUUAUCUAGGGUUAUAACGUUUUUUGCUUCACAGUUGUGAUAAGUAAAAAAAAAACAUAGUUUGUGUUGCUUCCUCUUAUUCUGUUUUUCAUAUGAGGAGACCAUUCGGUUCUUUGUUUCUUAGUGUGUUUCUAUGAAAACGUUUCCAUCUUUCAGGUAUUUUCUGAAGUUAAAAGAUAGAAAUAAUGUCUGAAAAGGUGGGAGCGAUGGGUGGUAACAAGGGUGGAGCAUUCGACGAUGGUGUUUUUGAUGGUGUGAAGAAAGUAAUUGUUGGAAAAGACUUCAACAAUGUAACUUAUAUCAAGGUUGAAUACGAAAAGGACGGAAAAUUCGAAAUUCGUGAACACGGGACUAAUCGCGGGCAGCUAAAAGAGUUUUCAGUGGAUUAUCCGAAUGAAUAUAUCACAGCCGUUGGUGGAAGCUACGACACUGUUUUCGGUUACGGAUCAGCGUUGAUCAAGUCAUUACUCUUCAAAACCUCUUAUGGAAGAACCUCUCCAAUCCUUGGUCACACGACAUUACUAGGGAAUCCAGCUGGGAAAGAAUUCAUGCUCGAGUCCAAAUAUGGAGGAAAGCUUCUUGGUUUCCAUGGACGUUCUGGUGAAGCUCUUGAUGCCAUUGGACCUCACUUCUUUGCUGUGAACUCUUCUCUUAAGCACUUUAAACCGCAAGGUGGGAAUGGAGGGAGUGCUUGGGACGAUGGUGCUUUUGAUGGUGUUAGAAAAGUGCUUGUUGGGCGAAAUGGUAAGUUUGUGAGUUAUGUCAGGUUUGAGUAUGCGAAAGGAGAAAGAAUGGUACCACAUGCUCAUGGGAAGAGACAAGAAGCUCCACAAGAGUUUGUAGUGGAUUAUCCUAAUGAACAUAUUACAUCGGUCGAGGGAACAAUCGAUGGUUACCUUUCGUCGCUGAAGUUUACGACAUCAAAAGGAAGAACCUCCCCUGUUUUUGGGAAUGUGGUCGGUAGUAAAUUUGUGUUCGAAGAAACAAGUUUUAAACUUGUUGGGUUUUGUGGUCGAUCCGGUGAAGCUAUUGAUGCUCUUGGUGCACAUUUUGCCCCUCUUCCUGCUCCCACUCCAGCUCCCGCGCCCGCGCCCGCGCCCGCUCCAGCUCCAGCUCCCUCGCCCGCUCCCGCUUCUGCGCCCGUUCCAGCUCCCGCACCCACGCCCGCUCCAGCUCCAGCUCCUCCUAACAAAGUGGAAGCUCUAGGAGGAAAUGGUGGAACAAUAUUUGACGAUGGUGCUUUCGAUCAUGUAAGAAAGGUUUAUAUUGGUCAAGGUGAUUCUGGUGUAGCUUAUGUGAAGUUCGAAUACAGAAAAGAUGGGAAAAGAGAGACACGGGAGCAUGGAAAAAUGACAGUGUUAGGAACAGAGGAGUUUGAGGUUGAGUCUGAUGAUUACAUCACAUCAAUUGAAGUUUCUGUCGACAAUGUCUUUGGUUUUAAGAGUGAAAUCGUCACUUCUCUUGUCUUCAAGACCUUUAAGGGAAUAACCUCACAACCUUUUGGAAUGGAGACUGAGAAGAAAUUGGAACUUAAAGACGGUAAAGGAGGAAAACUUGUGGGAUUCCAUGGGAAAGCUAGUGAUGUUCUUUAUGCUCUUGGCGCUUAUUUCGCUCCAACAACAAAUUCAACUACGCCAUCGACUCCUUCUACAUCUAAGAAACUACAAGCAAGAGGUGGAAAUGGAGGAGCUUCUUGGGAUGAUGGUGUUUUUGAUGGUGUUAGAAAGAUACUUGUAGGUCAAGGAAACGAUGGUGUAGCUUUCGUUACGUUUGAGUACAACAAAGGCUCUCAAGCAAUCCUCGGUGAUCGUCAUGGGAAGCAAACAUUACUUGGAACUGAAACGUUUGAGCUUGAUUAUCCAAGUGAGUACAUCACUUCGGUAGAAGGUUACUAUGACAAAAUUUUCGGAGUUGAAGCUGAAGUGGUGACGAGUCUAACGUUCAAGACUAACAAGAGAACGUCUCAGCCGUUUGGAAUGACUGCUGGGGAACAUUUCGAGCUUAACGAGGACGGUUACAAGAUCGUUGGGUUCCAUGGCAAAGCUGGUGAUUUGGUUCAUCAGAUCGGAGUCCAUGCCGUGCCCAUUUUCACCAAUUACAGAUGUGUUUUCUAGUUUCUUUCUCUGAUGAUUCCGUUAAAUAAGGUCCAUGGACCAUGGUUAUGGAUUUGUGUGUGUUUCACUGUUUUAGUGUCAAUGCUUUAUGCGAUCAUGUGAUGUUAUGCCUUCAUGGUAUUUGAUCACUAAUAAAGGAUUUUUCUUGUC
Messenger RNA from Arabidopsis thaliana (thale cress), 2748 nucleotides. RefSeq names its product myrosinase-binding protein 2 (gene MBP2). NCBI's taxonomy places the organism in Eukaryota, Viridiplantae, Streptophyta, Magnoliopsida, Brassicales, Brassicaceae. Gene Ontology annotation, molecular function: carbohydrate binding. The record is from RefSeq and is marked reviewed. The transcript has 4 exons. Bases 670 to 2598 code for a protein of 642 amino acids.